Messenger RNA from Enterobius vermicularis (human pinworm), 507 nucleotides. The record is from the annotation of a GenBank genome assembly. Lineage: Eukaryota; Metazoa; Nematoda; Chromadorea; Rhabditida; Oxyuridae.
AUGGAAGCUAAUGAUCCUUCGAAAAUCCAUCGAGACCCUAACGAAUGCUUGAAGCUGAAACCAAAGAAAUCGAUUUUAAAGCAGCCGUCCGUUGACGAAUCGAAACGUCUGAUGGAAGAACGCGCUCGCUUUGACGAAAUGAAUAUCAUUGCCACAUAUCAUCCUCCAAAUAAAGACUACGGGCAUAUGAAGAUCGAUGAGCCUAAAACUCCGUACACUGGUUACAGUGAUAGUGAGGAGGAAAGCGACGGCCGGAAUUCGCGGAGGCGGGUGUCACUUGUCGGUGCAGUUGAUCCUGUGCAGUUAAGCGAAAGUCUAGAGACUUCUAUAAAAAAAGGUUUUUCGCCACGUGCUCAGUCUUCUGAUUUGGAUGAUGAAGAAGUCUUAACUCCGGAACAGAUAGCACAUAAACGUGAAUUUGAGAAGAAAAGGAAGUUGCAUUAUAAUGAGGGUGAGGCGUUACGUCGAGCUAAAGAAUUGCUUGCAAAGGAAGAAGAGAUGGAAUGA